Brienomyrus brachyistius is the source of this 610-nucleotide messenger RNA. It is a transcript of the gene tmem244, whose product is annotated as transmembrane protein 244. The record is from RefSeq and is a predicted model, not a curated record. Lineage: Eukaryota; Metazoa; Chordata; Actinopteri; Osteoglossiformes; Mormyridae. The transcript has 6 exons. Bases 1 to 525 code for a protein of 174 amino acids.
AUGUUGUUGGACUACUGGUACAGGUGUUGUGGCGCUACGCUAAUCAAGCGUCGUGGGCCAAUACCGACUGAGACCAAGACUGAGGAAACAUGGGUUGUCCUGUGGAAACUGCUGAUCUGCUUGGGCUCCUUCUAUUCCCUGUACUACAUCACCAUCAGUCUCUGCGUUGGCUUUCUCAGGUUGGAAGAUGUUCAUAUCUGGUUGGCACCUUUUGACUUCACUAUACAGGAUUCAUGGGAAAAUCCAAAAUAUUUAGUGAGUGUGAUUUCCACCGAGGUCACGUACCUCAUUAGUGGCCUGCUGUUUGGGUGGCUGGUCGAACAGUGCGUGUGGGACUAUGCCAUCACCAUCACCCUUAUCCACGUCGGCUUCACUGUAGCAGUGAUGUCUGAUUUUCCAUCUGCGGAGCACUGGUGGGCUGCACUGGGUGCCGGGUUGCUAAUGAUGAUUUUCACCGGACAGCUUCUUGCAUACAUGCUUCUCAGAAGUAAUUUUGUGCAUCCAGCUGAUCUUCAGAACUUCUAGCUCACAUUGUUUAUCUUUAAAAGUACUCAAGUUAUACUUAAGUGUGUGUAGUUAAUUUUUGUUACGUACAGUUGGCCAUUUUGUG